This is a messenger RNA of Chara braunii, 2207 nucleotides long. Lineage: Eukaryota; Viridiplantae; Streptophyta; Charophyceae; Charales; Characeae. The record is from the annotation of a GenBank genome assembly.
ACCGUGUCUAUUGUCGCCCAGCUUCUUAUUGCUAGUGUCGCGCACGCCCCGCGCGUCAUAUCAGUGAUGGCUCUGACUUUGAGGUGGUGCGUAUCACCCCCCUACCCCUACCCUUGUCGCUAAGUAGUGUCGCCCGUGCCCUGUCUACUAUCGCCCAGCUUCUUCUACUAUAGCCCAGCUUCUUGUAGCUGGUGUCGCCCACUCACCGUGUCACAAAGGUGAUCGCUCUGGCUUUGAGGUGGUGCGUGCGACAAGUAAUCCCCCCGCUACACUUGCCGCCACCCCUUGUCAACUGUCGCCCAUCUUCUUGCUCCUAGGGUUUGCGUUGACUGCCUCUGCAAGCUAUUAAUCAUGGAGGAGGAUUUUUCGCAGCUGACAAUGGCAUCGCCUGCGAUGCCGGCGCUGCCUGUUGCGGCUCCGGUCCCCAGUGGCAUUGUGAAUGUGUGGGAGAUGACAGACAAAGAGGCAUACCUUGAGCAGGUUCUCAAAUUCAACGAGUCUCUUUCUAAGGAGAACAGGCUGCUCGAGGCCUACCUAAUGCGAGUGAGUCCAUCAACUCUCCUUGCUGAGGACGAGGAACCAAAAACCAGGAAACGUAUGCUGAGAAAACUUAGGGGGGCAGGCGAUGAUGUGAAGAGGGUGGAGAGGAGAAUGACCACCGAUGAGAAGUUUGACAUUGCUUGUGCGGAGCUUGAUGUGCUGCGUGAUGAGACAGAGAAGGUCAAGGCUGAUUGUGAUAUGUUUCUUGAUAAUCUGAGCUCUGCUAUGGAGGAUGCAGAUGUCAGGAUGGCGGAAACCAAAAAAGAAACAUACGAAUUUAAACGAGACGUCAUAAUUGGCGCCGAGAACUAUCGGACAGGCAAGAUCAAGGCCGAAAAGGUCAUAAGGUAUUUGGAGGAUAAAUUGCGAGGAAAGGAUGCAUUGGUAGAAAAACUCAAACUGAAGAAUAUAACCCUAAAAUCUCAGACGCAAAGAUAUGAGCAACAGCUGCGGCAAAAGGAGGAAAUGGGAGAGGUCCUUCAUGUUGUAGAUUUUGAGCAGCUGAAAAUACAGAAUCAGCAGCACUUGCAGAAGAUUGAGGAGCGAAACAACGAACUUCUUCGGCUAAAGAUAACUACCGGGAAGACUGUGCAGGUUCUGAAUAAUCUGAAGAGGAAACUGAAUGCUCUUGCAUAUCAAAAUCAGUACCUUAAGAGGGCGAUUGUGGAGAGGACGUUUCAGAUAAAGCAGCAUCAUGAGAAUAUCAGACAGGCUACGAAAGAGCAGAUUGCAGCGGAGCGGCAGAACAGGCUUCUUCUGCAGGAGCAGGAGGAUAUCGAACUGCCGAGUGUGAUCGAUUACAUAAGAUUGAAGUCGCAAAUGAUGGAUGUUGAAAAGAAGUCAACAGAUUGGGAGCGUAAGGUGGAGCUUGCAGAGCUGGAGUCAAAGAAGCAGAGAAAACUCUCUGGAGCAACAACAGCUCUAUAUCUUCCCAGCACCAAACUCUCUCCUACGAGGACAGUAUUAGCCCGGAGCAGAGCAUGGCUGUUUUUUCCCAGCAGACUAUCCAGUUCUUCUCCUCCCUUGCCUAUCGCCAGAGCUCGCGAGAGAAUCGGCGUGCAAAACGUUAAUAUAAUAUUGAGGCCAGGCAGUGCCACCUGCCAGGUUGUGGGGGAAAAAGGCGAAGGUCCCAUGGACCCAAACUUCCGACGUCUUAGCUAUGUGCGGUAGGCAGAAGACUUUGUGAUAGGCAUUAGCGGCCCUAAGACUGACGCAAUUGAGAUAUGUGAUCUUAUAUCGACCUUUCUAAGUACGCUCUGAUUAGAGCUAAACAAAGAAAAGAUAGAGAUACCUCCUCAUGUUACAUUGCCGGUAGAGCAGCACUUCUCCAUAUGUUGAACAACUCACUCAUCAGCGGUUGCUGGACUCAACAAAGAAAAAGGACUCUACCAGUUUACCAAGAGUGCAGAGGGAUCAUGUGAGACUACUGAAGAACAGUAAGAAAUAGGACUGUGAGUGCUGCUGUCAGGACCAGUGUAAUCACAUCGCAAAUGGAAAACUGCAAAACCACGGUGAGAAGGACAUGGAAAGUCUCCUCAUACGACUGCUUUAAGGAUCACCACUGGGAGGACUGUAAGGAUGUGAAAAGCCCACCAUAAUUAGAAAGUAAUCGUUAACCAUUCAUUCGUUAACUAUAGGUCAGUGUAGGAUAAAGGAACACCACAGGG